Messenger RNA from Pimephales promelas (fathead minnow), 2859 nucleotides. It is a transcript of the gene glis1a, whose product is annotated as GLIS family zinc finger 1a. The record is from RefSeq and is a predicted model, not a curated record. Gene Ontology annotation, biological process: regulation of transcription by RNA polymerase II. Gene Ontology annotation, molecular function: DNA-binding transcription factor activity, RNA polymerase II-specific; RNA polymerase II cis-regulatory region sequence-specific DNA binding. Gene Ontology annotation, cellular component: nucleus. NCBI's taxonomy places the organism in Eukaryota, Metazoa, Chordata, Actinopteri, Cypriniformes, Leuciscidae.
AAUGAUGUGUGACUGACUGUCUAUGACAGUUAUAUUAUACAUUAUUGUUUUACACGCUUUAAGAACAAGAAGGCAGUUAUGUUUCAUUCUCAGCCCCCUUUUUAGAGGAAGAGUUGAAACAAAUUCAGGGUUAUGGGGUUGGUCUUCAUUCUAGGAAGGAUGGAUGGAUGAGUCUUCCACAGUGUCGUUUCUGCAGCAGUGGACCAACAGUGAUUCGACUUCGGUAAAUAGUGACUGGUGAAAGGGGUUGAACAGCGCUUUGCAUUCUGAGUGUAGAAGAUGGAACCACCAAACUCCGCUUCAACAUGCACCAGUUCCUCUUGAGGUUGCAUCAUCACAGGUGCAUCACUACUUAAAAAACAUUUGUGAGACCCCUGAAUCAUUUCUACAGUGGCCGUUUGAUGAUCUACAUUCAGAGGGAAAGUAACUUGAAGAACAUCAUGAGGCCUGCUGGUCUCAGCCCAGCGGUUGCACAGCUGGAACAGUGUGGCCUGGUUAACAGUGAUGAAAAGUACCUUUCCUCUUUAAAUCAAGCAAUUCACCUGGAAGGUCUGAAGAUGUGCAGCUUGUCUGAGUCACCUGUGUCGAUAAGAACAGAUGAUGUCGAUUUGGUCUGUUCCACAGAAAGUGCCAUUGUGUCGUAUUUCAGCGGGGUUAAGAGUGAUUCAUCCUGCAAUCACUCGGUUGGAGAUAACCUAUCACACGUUAGCGACCCAUUGUCCCCUUCCUUAUUCUGCUCUUCUCUUUCCAUGUCUUCUUUCAGUACCUUCUCUCCAUCCUUCUCUUCCCCUUCCUCCAGCCACUCAUCUGGCUCAAUGUCAGAGCUAUGUUUGACUUCUCCAUCUUUCUCAACUUUCUGCGGUCCACCUGAGGCCCAGGACCUUCUCUACAGUUUCACGCCACAGGAGAAAUCUCCACAAGGAUGUUUGUAUUCCAAGUCUCCUAAGCAAGAACCUCUUUGUAACAAGAAGCUUCUACACAAGGAAGAACUGCUUCAAUAUCUCUGCGCUGACUCGGACACAGCCAAGGAACAAACCCAGCACCGUAAUGCUGAAGAGCUUCCCACACAGCAGCAGUUCAAGAAUGGUUUGGCACUGAGUGGGAUGCCUAGAGUUGAUGGAAUGAAUGGACACCUGAGGGAAGAACAGCCAUGUAAAUGGAUGGAUUGUAGGGCUACCUAUGGACAGAAGGAAGAACUGGUGAGACACAUAGAGAAAGUUCACAUAGAUCAGCGAAAAGGGGAGGAAUUUACCUGCUUCUGGGGAGGAUGUGUCCGUCAGCACAAGCCCUUCAAUGCUCGAUACAAACUGCUCAUUCACAUGAGAGUCCAUUCUGGUGAGAAGCCCAAUAAAUGCACGUUUGAAGGCUGCAGUAAAGCAUUUUCCCGUCUGGAGAACCUGAAGAUCCACCUUCGCAGCCACACCGGAGAGAAGCCCUACAUAUGCCAGCAUCCCAGUUGUUUCAAGGCCUUCAGCAACUCUAGUGAUCGCGCCAAACACCAGCGCACACACCUGGACACGAAACCCUAUGCAUGUCAGCUCCCAGGAUGCACCAAACGUUACACCGACCCCAGCUCGUUGCGCAAACACGUCAAGGUCCACUCCACCAAAUCCCUGCAGGCACAGGACAAGGUCCAGCUAGGCAAUAAGGUGGAGCAGGAAGUUGUGGAUGUGCGCCUUGGCUUGCAGCAUCUCCAUGGCUCUACUCCUUCAGUACACAGCCCAAACUACAGGUGCCCCAGCUCCCUCACUAAGAUUCAUCAGGAAGGCUUUACUGCAUUCUCGGAAGAGGAUGAAUCGUGUAGCAGAGUCUUCUCUGGAACCUCCAGUGUAACUCUGGAGCACAGCAGCAUCAACCUUCAAAACCAUCUGCACAAUAACAAGCUCAAUCAGACAAGACUUUCUCCACUGGUUUGUGGAAUCAACCUCAGUGGUACCAAUGAGCUCCAGUUGGUCUCUGAGAAACACAGCUCCUUCCUAAACCCACAUCAAAAACUCAACCAGAUGUUUAAUGAAGUACCAAUAAAUCAGCACGUUUUUCGGGGCACUUUUAAUCGUGUUGAGCACAUUUCCAGUAAUGAAAGAGAUGAUCUGCAUAAUUUUGACCAAAAUGGAUUUCCUUUUACUUGUAUAAACUCUUCUGGCUACAGCCUAACUCAGGACAUACGGUAGGUGAGUGGGAAUCACCCCUGCUCGCUGUCAUGCUCCGGUCAGGAUCAAUAUGGACUUGAGACAAACAUUUGACCCACUGCACCUGAGAGCAGCAGCGUAGGAAUGAGAGCAACAUCCACUGAAAGAUUCCUUGAGCAUUGAGUCAGAGAAAAAAAGAAACUCCUUGGCUUGGGCACUGGUGAUGAUGAUGAUGAUGAUGAUGCAGCCUUAUGCUUUGAUGCUGAACAGACACUGUAAAUUUCUGAGUGUACACAGAGAAUGUUAAGAGAUAUGCUGUUUACAUUGAGUUGGUAACAUGACACAUUCUUUAUGUUUUGCUGUAUUUUCAAAAAUUAGUUUCAUGUGUGAUGCCAGUAUCACAUCAUAUGGUGAAUCAUUCCUUUUCAAACAAAUCACAGAGGGAAAAAAAAUCUGUCUGUCUGUUUUUCGUUCAACCUGUCUGUCUGUAUGUCUGUCCGGCGUCCGUCUAUCUAUCAAUCUCCGCAGGCUAACAGAAGGAAGUAGGCCUAUAUUACUAGUAGAAUGCUUCCAUCUUGUGGUUAACUCGAAUAACUCCUAAAAAUCUCGUCCUCUUACUCGUUCUUUUAGCUAAUAAAAAAGUGGCCAGCUUUCUGAAAUGAAAACCGGGGUCAUUUCUUAGUUCAUUGGUCAAAAAAAAAGAAAGAAAAAAAAAAACUAGGCCUAAUUU